This is a messenger RNA of Callithrix jacchus (white-tufted-ear marmoset), 11160 nucleotides long. It is a transcript of the gene PPP1R9A, whose product is annotated as protein phosphatase 1 regulatory subunit 9A. NCBI's taxonomy places the organism in Eukaryota, Metazoa, Chordata, Mammalia, Primates, Cebidae. Gene Ontology annotation, biological process: calcium-mediated signaling; neuron projection development; actin filament organization. The record is from RefSeq and is a predicted model, not a curated record. Gene Ontology annotation, cellular component: dendrite; cytoplasm; actin cytoskeleton. Gene Ontology annotation, molecular function: actin filament binding.
GAGGAACGGGUGGCGGGGCACCCAGCGGGCCAGCGCCGAGCCGAGUCGCCGCGGCCACCGUGGGGCGGGGGGCGCCUGCGAGGAGGGGGUGGGAGCCGUGGCGGCCCGACCCUCCCCGCCCGCGGCGCUCCCGCUCGGGGAGCUCGUCUCUCUCCCUGCCACACAGGGAUCCGCCUGGCAGCCGCUGGUAGCCGCAGCCAAUGUGUUAGGACUUCAGGUGCUUCUUGGCACAAAGCUAGACUGCGACCUCCUACCAUAGCGCUUGGCGUCACCUGCUCUCCCGGUCCUGCCCCAGGGUCGAGGGAUUGCGUCCCGAACCGGGCUUGGGAAUCGGCUGCCUCUCAAAUGAACCCCUAGUUUUGCUUUGAAAAAAAAAACAUUUUGUGUAACUCUUGACUGUGACUAAGUUCCUAAUACACCUGUUGGAACGAUCUCUGACACAGUAUACCGUUUGAGAGGUACUUUUUUUGACCCAAUACUGGUUAUUAAAGAAGAGAGGUAUCUUGGUUUUUGUUUUUUUUCUCUGAUCAUUAUGAACAUUGGCUUUUCACCCCUGAAGUGAAAAUGUUGAAAACUGAGUCUUCCGGUGAACGAACCACUCUCAGAAGUGCCUCUCCUCACAGGAAUGCAUAUCGAACUGAGUUCCAGGCACUGAAAAGUACCUUUGACAAACCCAAGUCAGAUGGGGAACAAAAAACAAAAGAAGGUGAGGGCUCCCAGCAGAGCAGGGGGAGGAAAUAUGGCUCUAAUGUCAACAGAAUUAAAAACCUAUUUAUGCAGAUGGGUAUGGAACCCAACGAGAAUGCUGCUGUCACUGCCAAAACAAGGGGGAAAGGUGGACAUUCAUCUCCUCAGAGAAGAAUGAAGCCCAAAGAAUUUCUGGAGAAAACAGAUGGCUCAGUUUUUAAGUUGGAGUCCUCUGUUUCUGAACGAAUUAGUAGAUUUGACACAAUGUACGAUGGCCCUUCAUAUUCCAAGUUCACUGAGACUCGAAAGAUGUUUGAGAGAAGUGUGCAUGAAUCAGGACAGAACAACCGCUAUUCCCCAAAGAAGGAGAAAGCUGGAGGGAGUGAACCUCAGGAUGAAUGGGGAGGUUCCAAGUCCAACAGAGGCAGUACUGAUUCCUUGGACAGCCUUAGCUCCCGGACUGAGGCUGUCUCCCCAACUGUGAGUCAACUGAGUGCAGUAUUUGAGAACACUGAUUCUCCCAGUGCCAUCAUUUCCGAGAAGGCUGAAAACAGUGAAUACUCAGUGACUGGGCAUUAUCCCUUGAAUUUACCAUCUGUUACUGUUACAAAUCUUGACACCUUUUGCCACCUUAAGGAUUCUAAUUCCUGGUCUUCAAACAAGCAAGGUGUUGAUACAGAGGAUGCUCACAAAAGUAAUACAACUCCAGUACCAGAAGUGGCUUCUAAAAGUACCUCUCUAGCUUUGAUACCUGGUGAAGAGAUCCAGCAGAGAAAGGAAACUGAGGACGCUGCAACUAACCAACAGACUCCCGAUAGCAUUGACAAAGGCAGUGCUGAAGAACCUUGUGCUGAAAGUAAGGCAAUGCCAAAGUCUGAAAUCCCUUCACCACAGAGUCAACCAUUAGAAGAUGCUGAAGCUAAUUUGGUUGGAAGUGAGGCAGCAAAGCAGCAGAGGAAAGAACUUGCAGGUGGUGAUUUCACCUCUCCUGAUGCUUCUGCAUCCAGUUGUGGAAAAGAAGUACCUGAAGAUUCAAAUAAUUUUGAUAGUUCCCAUGUGUACAUGCACAGUGACUAUAAUGUGUAUAGGGUGAGAUCCAGGUAUAAUUCUGACUGGGGAGAGACAGGCACUGAGCAGGAUGAGGAGGAAGAUAGUGAUGAGAACAAUUACUAUCAGCCUGAUAUGGAAUACUCGGAAAUCGUUGGAUUGCCAGAAGAAGAAGAAAUCCCAGCAAAUAGGAAAAUUAAGUUUAGUAGUGCCCCUAUUAAGGUUUUCAACACAUACUCCAAUGAAGAUUAUGACAGGAGAAAUGAUGAAGUUGACCCUGUGGCUGCUUCAGCUGAGUAUGAACUUGAAAAGCGUGUAGAAAAGCUGGAACUUUUCCCAGUGGAACUAGAGAAAGAUGAGGAUGGUCUUGGUAUAAGUAUUAUUGGAAUGGGUGUUGGAGCAGAUGCUGGACUUGAAAAGUUGGGAAUAUUCGUCAAGACAGUAACAGAAGGUGGUGCUGCUCAACGUGAUGGCAGAAUACAAGUCAAUGACCAGAUUGUAGAAGUGGAUGGAAUCAGCUUGGUGGGUGUAACACAGAAUUUUGCAGCAACAGUUCUCAGAAACACCAAGGGCAAUGUCAGAUUUGUUAUUGGGCGGGAAAAACCAGGACAAGUGAGUGAGGUUGCCCAGUUGAUAAGCCAGACACUGGAACAGGAAAGGCGCCAGAGAGAGCUGCUGGAACAGCACUAUGCUCAGUAUGAUGCCGACGAUGACGAGAACACUGUGGCUGAAUUACAAGGAGUGUCUGGCAACUGCAAUAACAAUAACAACUAUUUUAUUAAGACAGGAGAAUAUGCCACAGAUGAAGAAGAAGAUGAGGUAGGACCUGUUCUGCCUGGCAGCGAUAUGGCCAUUGAAGUCUUUGAGCUACCUGAGAAUGAGGACAUGUUUUCUCCAUCAGACCUGGACACAAACAAGCUCAGUCACAAGUUUAAAGAGUUGCAAAUCAAACAUGCAGUUACAGAAGCAGAGAUUCAAAAAUUGAAGACCAAGCUGCAGGCGGCAGAAAAUGAGAAAGUGAGGUGGGAACUAGAAAAAACCCAACUCCAACAGAACAUAGAAGAGAAUAAGGAAAGAAUGUUGAAGUUGGAAAGCUAUUGGAUUGAGGCCCAAACAUUAUGCCACACAGUGAAUGAACAUCUCAAAGAGACUCAAAGCCAGUAUCAGGCCUUGGAAAAGAAAUACAACAAGGCAAAGAAAUUGAUCAAGGAUUUUCAACAAAAAGAGUUUGAUUUCAUCAAAAGACAGGAAGCAGAAAGAAAGAAAAUAGAAGAUUUGGAAAAAGCUCACCUUGUGGAAGUGCAAGGCCUACAAGUACGGAUUAGAGAUUUGGAAGCUGAGGUAUUCAGGCUACUGAAGCAAAAUGGGACUCAAGUUAACAAUAAUAACAACAUCUUUGAGAGAAGAACAUCUCUUGGCGAAGUCUCUAAAGGGGAUACCAUGGAGAACUUGGAUGUCAAGCAAACAUCUUGUCACGAUGGCCUAAGUCAAGACUUGAAUGAAGCAGUCCCAGAGACAGAGCGCCUGGAUUCAAAAGCACUUAAAACUCGAGCCCAGCUCUCCGUGAAGAACAGACGCCAGAGGCCUUCUAGGACAAGACUGUAUGACAGUGUUAGUUCCACAGAUGGGGAGGACAGUCUAGAGAGAAAGCCUUCAAACAGUUUCUAUAACCACAUGCAUAUUACCAAAUUACUUCCACCUAAGGGUUUGAGAACUUCUUCUCCAGAAUCAGAUUCUGGUGUUCCACCCCUCACCCCAGUGGCUAGCAAUGUGCCCUUCUCGUCUGACCACAUAGCUGAAUUUCAGGAAGAACCACUGGACCCAGAAAUGGGGCCUCUCUCCUCUAUGUGGGGAGACACUUCACUCUUUUCUACUUCAAAGUCUGAUCAUGAUAUAGAAGAAUCUCCUUGCUACCACCAAGCCACCAACAAGAAAAUAUUACAAGAAAAAGAUGAUGCCAAAGAUCCCAAAUCACUAAGGGCAUCCAGUUCGUUGGCGGUACAGGGAGGAAAAAUUAAGCGGAAGUUUGUGGAUCUGGGGGCGCCUUUGCGAAGGAAUUCAAACAAGGGAAAGAAAUGGAAAGAAAAAGAAAAAGAAGCCAGUAGGUUUUCUGCAGGUAACAGGGUCUUCAGAGGCAGACUGGAAAAUUGGACACCCAAGCCACGUUCAGCAGCUCAGACCUCCACUCGUUCCCCUUGCAUGCCUUUCUCAUGGUUUAAUGACAGCCGGAAAGGAUCCUAUUCCUUCAGGAACCUGCCUGCACCUGCAAGUUCCCUUCAUCCUUCUCCUGAGACUCUAAUUUCAGAUAAAAAGUGUUCCAAGGUAGAAAACACAUGGAUUACAAAAGCAAACAAGAGAAACCCAAAUCUCUCCUCCUCUUCAAUCUUUGGAAGGCAUUCUCAACUUAUGUCUGUAGUCUGGAUCCAAGAAACCAAUAAUUUUACCUUCAAUGAUGACUUCAGUCCCAGCAGUACCAGUUCAGCAGACCUCAGCGGCUUAGGAGCAGAACCUAAAACACCAGGGCUCUCUCAGUCCUUAGCACUGUCAUCAGAUGAGAGCCUGGAUAUGAUAGAUGACGAGAUCCUUGAUGAUGGACAGUCUCCCAAACACAGUCAGUGUCAGAAUCGUGCCGUUCAGGAGUGGAGUGUGCAGCAGGUUUCUCACUGGUUAAUGAGCCUAAAUCUGGAGCAGUAUGUAUCUGAAUUCAGUGCCCAAAACAUCACUGGAGAGCAGCUCCUGCAGUUGGAUGGAAAUAAACUUAAGGCUCUUGGAAUGACAGCAUCCCAGGACCGAGCAGUGGUCAAAAAGAAACUCAAGGAAAUGAAGAUGUCUCUAGAGAAGGCUCGAAAGGCCCAAGAGAAAAUGGAAAAACAAAGGGAAAAGCUAAGGAGAAAGGAACAGGAGCAAAUGCAGAGGAAGUCCAAAAAGACAGAAAAGAUAACAUCAACUACAGCCGAGGGUGCUGGUGAGCAGUAACACAUACUCUCUUACAGAUGAUGAGAUGCUCCAAGAGAAGUCCCCACCUCUUUCUGCCCUGCUCUCCUCCAGAGGAUGAAGAAAAAACUAAAUGAUAGGGGUAAUGCGGCUCUAAGACCCAUGUGAAUAACUGCAUUUUCUGCAGUAGAAUGCAUUCUUAAUUUUAACUACUAAAAUAAUCCUAAGCCACCUUUGGUUUAUUAACAAACCAGAGAUCUCAUUUAAGUAGCUGUGUUUUACUCUUCUCUAACUUACCAACAUCUUCUGUUGUGUUGGGUGUGUUUUGUCACUUGGAGAACUAGUGUGACCCCACCUAACAAGAGCAUGAGACACCUUGGUGUUGUUAAUGGAGCGCCGUGAAUUUUGAGUAUGGGAUCCUAAAAUGGCAAUUGCACAUGUCUGUAUGGCAGAGAGCAGCCUGCCAUGAGAUCUGGGACUAGUACUUAUUUCUAGGGCUGCAAAACCUACUCCAAUGUAUGAGAAAAGUUCCUUCUCAAUUCUGAGUCUGGACAGUAAGACCACUCCGCUAUGGAAACAUGGGUGCUCUGCUAUGUAGUUACCUACUAAGGGAAAAGGCAAGCAAGCCAUUCUGCUUGCUAGACAUCAGAAAGAAAGAAAAGAAUUAUAGCUAUUUAUCAACCACUGAAAAAAGCAAAAGCCUUAAGAGUGUGGAUUGGGUAUUACCUUGAGGUUCUGAGGGUAGCAUUUAUCCUCCAGAUAUAGCUGAACAAGAAAGCAAAAAUCAGACAUGAAUGCAGCCAUGGGAUAUUGGGAUCUGUUGACUUUGCUACUGCUCUGUGUUCAGUAUUUCAGCAACACUGGCAAACACAACACAGUUCCUCUUCCCCCACCCACCCCAAGAAAUUGAACAGGAAAUUGAUUUCUAAGGAAACCACCAUAUUCAGGUUUCCUCUCCUGGGGAACAUUCUGGCUGGUCUUCAGCCUACCUAUGACACAAUCAGGAACUGGUCACAUAUUUUCUACUCAAGAUUUCCCAGGUGGGCUCAGUUAGUGUUUUAACAAAUGUACUUUUAAGAAAAAUAGAAAUAUCAGUUAGAAGAAAUUUAAAUUUGAGUAACAUUCAACCAGAGAACCAAUUUUUUUGAGUACAAAGAAUGUUCCUAUAAAGAAGGAAAAAUCUCUCUCAAAUGCUGUCAGUUAACAUUUUAGAUUUUGAGUGGUUUUUCUGAGCCAUUCUUUUCCAUACCUCAAAGAUUCCCAGUUCUACAGAAAAAGUUUGUUUAAGGCAGUGCACGAGAUACACUUUAGUAGUGGAGGAACUUAUACUAAUUUUAAACCAGUAUUAAGGAUUUCAGUAUUUCACCAAACUAAGUCAAGUGCAGACUGGGGCAGAAGGAGGAGAAAAACUCAUUUUGAGAAAUUUCAUAUGAGGGUUUAUGGUUUUUUGUUUUUUAUGCUUAUGUAUCUGUUUCUUUUUGCUGCAUUGACUAAAAAUGAGGUUAUCCACUUUGUAAGGGGCAAGUUUCAGAAUAAGACUUGAGGCCACAUGAAUCUUGGACAAGUAUGUUACUUCCUUUACCUUAUGAGGAUCUCUGCUUUGUUCCCAGCAUCGUCAUAUCUUCCACUAGAAGCAUCCUAUAUGCAGAAGUUGGGUAAGACCUUUGAGCAUAACAGAUUAAGGAACUCCCUUCUAGCUCCAUCUUGUGAUUUUCUUUGUUGUUAAAAACAAUUGUUUUUGGCUUAUUUGAAAAUCUGAAUUCAGGAAUUAUUUAGACAUUUUUAAUUCUGUUCUUCCCCUAAAGAUUGUUUCCUUUCCAUUGCCAGAGUAUUGUCUGUUAUGCUUCAGCUCUUUUGUCAUUAGAUACAGACCAUUCAUCCUCAGAAACAUUGACAUGAAGUAACAUUGUGUUUUACAGUAUCAUAGUCGUCAUCAUGUUUUUCUGUCUGUCUUCAUCUGGGGUAUGAUAAUGAAACUGCCAUACUGGAUACUGUUUAAUAUCUUGAGAUGUCUGGUGCUUUGUUAUUUAUUAACAUCAUGAGAAAUAAGAAGCCACUAUUAAUGAGUGAUAAAAUUUGGCAAAACUUUUCUAAUACUAAAACACUAAAUUAGUAAAAAAUCUGGUAAUACUAGUACUUUCUAUUAUAAAUUUUUGCCAUUUUUGCUUAUCUUUGGGGAAAGAAGUGACCUGGAUCACACUGGAAGUUUCAUUGUAUUCAAGAGUAGAAAUAGAAGGAUGAUUAUCUUAAGUUAUGUUUACACUUUGGUGAUAUUUGAAAAUGGAUGUAUAUACUGGAAAUGUCUGUGUCUGUCUCUGCACCUAAUUUAUGAUCUAUUCUAUUGCAUCUUCUUAAAUGUCUUAGUAGUCUUUAUAAUUUUGUACAUUGAAUGGGUAGAUAAAUGUCCAACUGACAAUAUUAUAAAUCAAAUUCUUAUCGCUCAAAUCAUUUAGUAUUAUAACUAUUUUUGUUUUUUAAGUUAAAUUAUAGUAAUUUUAGGCCUAAAUGAGUUAUUUUAACAUUACUACUUAGAUAAAAUUGUCAAAGUCACUUGGUUUGAUUGUCCCACAAAGCAUAAGAUAUAAGCUGAUUGAUAUAAGGGUCCGAAAACGAAGUGAAAGGCCUCAGAUCUUGUGCGUAUUUUGUUUUCUAUUAUUUCUUUUAUUGACUGUAGUGCAUGAUGCCUAAUUGAGGCUCCAAUGUCUUGCGCAAUCCUACUUUAAUGCUAGUGGUUUUCAGUGUCUUUAUGAUUUAACACAGAAUUGUUACUUCAUCAACCUUAACAACUUUGCAGUUUUUUAUUAUCAGAAAAUGAACAGAAAGGGAAUAUCUGGUUGCUAUGAACUAUAUUCCCUAAAGGAGAGCUCAGUAUGACUCUAACAAUAGCCAAAAGUGUUUUGGGGUCUAGGUUAUACUACGUUGGGAGGGAAUGUGUGGUGAGGCCAAGCUGCAGACAGAAAGCAUUGUAUGAGCUGUAUCUGGGUCAGGGUUUUCCAUCAAAAGAUAUUAGUUUUAUAACAGAUUACUUUUAAGACCAUCUCCCUUCAAGUAACUCACAGUUUAUAUAACACUUAGCUCAUUCUUUUUUUUUUUUUUUUUUUUUGCCUGAAUCAGGAAUUACUGCAGAGUGUUAAGUUAGGGAAGAAACCUCAUUUCAUUCAUUCUAACACUCCUGAUGAAGUCCCCCUUUAGUUUCAUGACAAUAAAGCUGUUCUGUGGCUAUCAUCUUUAGCUGGGAUUGACAUUGAUUUCACACCCUCAGCAUCACACAAGCUUUUUUAACCCACAGCAGUUCAUGAUUGCAGUAUGAUAGGUGCUAAAGCCAAACACAGCUUUCAACCGGCACAAAAUGGGACUGUCUACCUUUUGCUUGUUUGUCGUUGAAAACAAAGUGGCAAAAGGGAAAAUGAGGAACCAAAUUUACCUUUGCCACUAUCUGUGACCCUGUAGUCAUCUCUGGCCUGAAAUCUUAAAAUAUCUCAGGCCUAGGCUACAAAAAUGGUCACAGGUAGUUUGAUCUAGCACCUCAGCCAUUUGUGCUGAGGACACAAUUCUGGGUUCAUUGUGCACCAGAAUUAACAUGUGCUUGAAAAUUGCAUUUUAUGAAAGGGAAAUGAAAUUUUGCAUUUAUAUACAUACUCUGAUUCAUGUUUAAGUGUUAAAGGUUAUGCACACUAAACUUCAAAAUGAGACCCAGAGUUUAACAAUAGUGUUCAAGAGGAUGCUAAAGGAAGUGUCCCAGCAAACCUAAGAGAACCAUCUGUGCUUGGAUAGGUUGUAGUCCCGUCAUCACACUGAGAUAUUUCCAUUUGAGUAACUAAAGAUAAUCGUGACAGAGUUGGAGAUGAGGGGAACUUUGGUGGACAGCAGUCACUAGGGUUCAUGUCACCUGCUUAAUGCAAAGACCUCAGUGGUCUCAGAAUGAAAAGGUAAAAUAGAAAAGAAAAGCACAGUCCUUUUCUAUCUUUUCAAAUUUGCUUUUAAUCAAGGAUCUGCCUGUGCACUAUUCUAAAGCUAAGAAUUUAAGGAUAAAGUCCAGAAAUAAAAUGUCCAUAUAUUUUUUUUUUCUGUCAUCUGUCACCCAGACUGGACUGCAAUGGUGGUGCCAUCAUAUCUCACUGCAGUCUCAAACUCCUGGGCUCAAGUGAGCCUCCUACUUCAGCUUCCCAAGUAUCUGGGACUACAGGCAUGUACCACCACCCCCAGCCAAAACAUCUAUAUUUUCUUUAAUUUUCUUUUUUUUUUUUUUUGAGACGGAGUCUUGCUCUCUUGCCAGGCUAGAGUUCAGUGGUGUGAUCUUGGCUUACUGCAACUUCCACCUCCCAGGUUCAGAUGAUUCUCUUGCCUCAGCCUCCCAAAUAGCUGGGACUACAGGUACCUGCCACCACACCAGUUAAUUUUUUGCAUUUUUAGUAGAGAUGAGUUUCACCUUAUUAGCCAGGAUGGUUUUGAUCUCCUGACCUGUGAUCCACCCUCCUCAGGCUCCCAAAGUGCUGGGAUUACAGGUAUGAACCACCAAAUAUCCAUAUUUGCUAUUAAAAUGGUUUACAUUAGGAUGGGGGAUGGGAAGCUGGGGGAGGACUGUACAUUCCCAAAAGAAAGCAGUGUUAUAGGAAUUCCAAAUGUGCUUCAGUGUUUCACUCCUGAAAGCAGCCUGAGUAUGUUGGCAGAUUUUGUUUGCAUUUGUCUUGCGUAUUUAAAGUCUCUGGAAAUCUUGUCUUGGUCCAAAACACUGGGGAAAAAAUACCACCAGACAAAACACAUUUGAGUAACUUGAAGUAGCAGCAUAGAAUAGGCCCAACUAAGAAGCUGGAGGGGCAAAGAAAAAGCCAACAGAAUCAGUUUCUCUUGGAAAGUGAAAGCGUUGAGUUUUAUUUAUGGUAGACAGAGGGUUCUUGUUUGCUUGUGCAUGGUGUCUGUUCAAGCCUAUUGAGAGAAUGGUAGUUACUUGAAGGUUCACAUAUGUAAGCAUGUGUGUCCAGAUCCUCAGGGUGGAGAAGGAAAGAAAUAUGAUGAUAUCCAAUGCUUGACCCUAACCCAACCCCAAAACUGCUAGGGAUUCAACAAUGAGUAAGAUGUAAGGGAUAAGAGAACUGACAACUUCUCAAUAAUGUGCAUGCCGUUUGUGUAGAUGUUCAGAACUACGUGUGUGUGAAUAUAACUCUCACCUUACACAUACACAGACACUACAAUCACAUGGCAUUAAAAAAUAUAUUGUGUAUGGAAGUUGGUAAGGUCAGUCAGGACCUGGAGUUGUAAUCAUAGCCUUAUUGCCACUUCUUGUGUUGUGUAUACAUUGAAUGGCUCAUAGAUUUUAAGAGAUUUUUUUAUUGUAUUUCUACUAAAUGCACUUAUCCUUCUAUAUGUUUAUAUAUUUUGCUAAAAUUGAUUUAUCAGAUACUUGGUAUUUUAGUAAGAAAAUUUCCUCAAAUAUUUGGUUAAUGCUUUGAUGUCAAGAUUGCAUAUUGCUGAGUUGGAGCUCAGAAGAAAUUUAUGCAGCUUUGGGCAUUGUCAACUGCAGACUGCAGUUUUCUUGGCUAAAAAUUGCACUAUAUGUUCUUGUGUAUUUGCUCACAAUUCUAAAAUGACAUAAUUGGUGACUGUGAUGCUUAAGUCACUGACUACUGGCUCUCUGAUGGUGAAUGCUGCCAUCACAUGAUCAUUUAUUUACUUUUUGUGCAAGUGAUGGCAUUUUGGUUGUUGCAAAAAAAAACGUAAGUGGUUGGGAGUGUAUGUUGUUGGAAGGUGUACACUUCUGUUACUUUCAGCUAUAUUAUUUAUAUACCCAGGUUUUCUGUUAAGGAUAUAAUUAUUAAUUCAUGAAAGAACAAUUGGCCAGAAAUAAUUAAAUUACUUUAAAAAGUGAGAAUUAAGAGGCACUCCAGCCAGAUGACACCUCCCAACAACAUGAAAUUUAGUUAGUGCACAGUGAGAUUCCUUAACUAUAUACUUAUAUUUUCUUCCACAUUAUUUAAUGUCAUAACUACUGCUUUUGUAUUUUUAAUGGUGUUGCAACCACUCAUACACCUGCUACAUCUUACUGACAAAACUGGGCAGCUGAAAAUAAAAGAGAAUAAAUUCUAUUCCACUGUAAGAAGUUGAUUUCUUUUCAGCUUUCUUUGUAUAUCAGUAAAGAACAAGAAUUGUUUGAAAAUAAUUUUAAGUCUGAUAAGUAUGAUUAGCAUGUUACCUAAGCUUUUAAGUUGUACAUUUUGAUGUCUGAUCAUUUGCAUGGAAGAGACAAUAGUGCCACGUCUGAAUUGUUCUCUUGUGCUUGGUUAAUAUGUACUUCUCUAGAUUGUUCCUUUUCAAAUGACAUUCCUUACUCUUUGGUUUUCAGAGGCAUUCAAGCAAAAUAUCACAGUGGUCCUUUGUUUUCUGACCAAUCUAACAAUACCUGUGAUUAAAUUUAAUUUGUUAAUGUAAAUAAAUUUCUUGCCAAUGAGUAUUAUUGUUGUUAGACAAUGAAUGCAAUAAAAAGAGAAAUACUGA